This is a messenger RNA of Prunus armeniaca (apricot), 624 nucleotides long. The record is from the annotation of a GenBank genome assembly. Lineage: Eukaryota; Viridiplantae; Streptophyta; Magnoliopsida; Rosales; Rosaceae.
AUGGGAGAAUCUGUCCCUCCUCGUCGCAUUUCCGUUCAUCAAGCUCUCGGCGGUGGCCCUGUUGCUGAUGUGCUGCUGUGGAAGAAAUGGAGUGGAGGAGUUUUACUGCUAACCUCUACAGCAGCCUCGUGGUUCCUAUUUGAGCGAGCUGGUUACAACCUCUUGUCCUUUGUGGCCAAUGUUCUACUGCUUCUUGUGGUCAUCCUCUUCCUAUGGGCCAAAUCUGCUUCCCUUCUUAACAGACCUUUGCCGCCUCUCCCGGAUAUGGAAAUCUCUGAGGCCUCUGUCGUGAAGGCUGCUGAUGCACUGCAUGCUUGGAUUAAUCGUGUUCUGUCUAUUGCACGAGACAUUGCUAUUGGCCGAAAUUGGAAACUCUUUCUUCAGGUUGCUUUUUGCUUGUGGCUAGUAUCUUACAUUGGAAGCUUCUUCAACUUCCUCACUCUUGUCUACAUUGGGGUUGUUCUUAGUCUUUCAGUGCCAGUAGUGUAUGAUAAGUAUCAGGGCCACAUUGAUGAGAAGCUUCUUGUAGCAAAUAGAGUAAUACAAACACAGUACAGGAAAAUUGAUGAUAGCAUCCUAAAGAAAAUUCCAUUGCGAUCAAACAAGGAGAAGAAGGUGCAGUAG